Salmo salar (Atlantic salmon) is the source of this 3599-nucleotide messenger RNA. Lineage: Eukaryota; Metazoa; Chordata; Actinopteri; Salmoniformes; Salmonidae. The record is from RefSeq and is a predicted model, not a curated record.
AAUGCAACAUUUUAUUGGAUGCCAACCGCCCGUUAAACCUAAUCGAAGAAGAAUAGUAGUCUUGAAUUCGACCAUAUCGAAGUCGCACAUAAAUUACGUGCAAUUAAAGCGUCCAAUCUGUCGUUCUUUUGUGUUAUAAAUGAAUGUCUUCGUUCCGUUAGCUAAUUAUGUAAAACUUUUGUAGUGGUUAUGGGAAUAUGGACUGGCUCAGUACUUAGCCAAAUGUCGAUGGACUGUAAUUGCAUACAAAAAUGAAUAAAGGGUGGCUGGAACUCGAGAGUGACCCGGGGCUAUUCACGCUCUUGGUGGAGGAUUUUGGCGUGAAGGGGGUUCAGGUGGAGGAGAUAUACGACCUACAAAGCAAGUGUCCAAGUCCUGUCUAUGGCUUCAUCUUCCUGUUCAAGUGGAUUGAGGAGCGAAGGUCUAGGAGGAAAGUCUCCACCUUGGUGGAUGAGACCUCUGUCAUUGAUGAUGACAUUGUUAAUGACAUGUUCUUUGCCCACCAGCUGAUCCCCAACUCCUGCGCCACCCAUGCACUUCUGAGCGUGCUCCUGAACUGUAGUGGGGUUGAGUUGGGCACUACCCUCAGUCGCAUGAAGACCUUCACUAAAGGCUUCGGUCCAGAGAGUAAAGGCUACGCCAUUGGAAAUGCCCCAGAGCUGGCCAAAGCACACAACAGCCAUGCCAGACCGGAGCCCAGGCACCUGCCGGAGAAGCAGAAUGGGAUUAGUGCCGUGAGGACCAUGGAAGCGUUCCACUUUGUCAGCUACGUGCCCAUCAAAGACCGACUGUUUGAGUUAGACGGCCUCAAGGCAUACCCCAUUGACCAUGGGCCAUGGGGAGAAGAGGAGGAGUGGACGGAUAAGGCGCGACGGGUCAUCAUGGAGAGGAUUGGCUUGGCCACAGCUGGAGAGCCAUACCAUGAUAUCCGCUUCAACCUGAUGGCGGUGGUUCCUGACCGCAGGGUGAAGUAUGAGUCCAAACUAGAGAUCCUCAAGAGGAACAGACAGAUGGUUCUGGAGGGAUUACAGCAGCUGAUCCGGGUCACCCAGCCAGAGCUCGUCCAGGACAGAAAGCAACAGGAUUCCUCCCCCUCAGAGGACACGCCCCCUGCUAUCAAAAAAGAAGAGGCAGAGCCUCAACCUGUUACAUCACAGGGGGCCGAGCAGACUCCUCCCACAGACGAGGCAGCAGCCCAGUCGACACCGAGCCCCUCAGGCAAGGGGAAGGCCAUGGGGAAACCAACCACGCAGCCUGUCAACAGCCCCACCCUAAUCGUCCCGCGCCUGCCCGCCUUCCUGGACAACCACAACUACGCCAAGUCCCCCAUGCAGGAGGAAGAGGACCUUGCGGCAGGGGUGACAGGGGUAGGUCGUCCCCGGGUGCCUGGCGCAAACCAGCCCCCCUUCUCUGAUGAUGACGAUGAGGAGGAAGAAACUGGCACAGCAGCAGGCACACCCACCAGGUUCAGGCGGAAGGCGGGCCUGCGUUCCCGUACGGGCCGUGUAGGCGGCAGUGGCGUGGAGACCAAGCUGGCGCUGAGCGUCCUGGCCGAGAAACUCAAGAAGGAAGUCCAGAGGAAGGACGCUCUGGCCACGCCCCUCUCGGUCCGCACCGAGGGCCGCACGGGGGGCAUCGUGAUCACCGCCACCUCGCAGCCUUCGCCCACGCCAAGCAACGAGAGCACCGACACCGCCUCGGAGAUCGGCAGCGCUUUCAACUCGCCACUGCGCUCCCCGGCUCGCUCCCAGGCGGCCACGCGACCCUCCAGCCCUGUGGCGUCCCACCUGUCCCGUGUGCUGUUCGGGGAGGAUGAGGGUCUGCUGAGGCUGGACGCCAGGCACAACAGGGCUGUUAGAGAGCUGGGGCCCUCAGUCAGCACUGCCCUGCUGCACCUACAGGAGGAUGGUGUUAUAUAUGCUGUACCGCCACCCGCUGAUACGCCACCUGAGGGGUCCAAGCGAGAGAAGGCAGGCACUCCAGAGAAGGUAAAAGACAAAGAGCAAGGGAGCAACCCAGCAGGAGGGGGGGAAGGUGUGAAGGAGGAUGGUAAGGAGGGACCAUCGGUGGAGGUAAAAGAGGAGAGCAAAGACGUCAAACCCAGAAAGGAAAAGAUCAUCUCCACGGAAACCGUUGGAAGCAACAAGCCCUCAGGGGAGAAAUACUCUCCUAAAGAGCUGCUUGCUCUGCUCAAAUGUGUGGAGGCGGACAUUGCCAACUAUGAAGUGUUUUUGAAGGAGGAGGUGGAGAAGAGGAAGAAAUACAAGAUCGAUGACCAGAGAAGGACCCAUAAUUAUGACGAGUUCAUCUGUACCUUCAUAUCCAUGCUGGCCCAAGAAGGCAUGUUGGCUAGUCUGGUGGAGCAGAAUAUCUCUGUGCGUCGUCGUCAGGGAGUGAGCAUCGGCCGUCUACACAAACAGAGGAAACCAGACCGCAGGAAACGCUCGCGACCCUACAAGGCCAAGCGCCAGUGACCCCCCCCCCAGGAAGUGCUUGCUCGGGAUCACCAAUCACAGCAGAGAAAAUACAAAAACCCUUGUUGCACACAUAACACUGUCCUGUGACGUCAGGGAGAAAAGGACUCAUUCAUAUUGCUGUAUUUGUGUCAGUCUCUGACUUCAUCAAAUGGACCAUCUGUUGAUUAGUUUAAUCAGGUUUGCUUUACCGUAAGCAGAAGAGUCAUUGUGUAUGUUAGAUUGUGUCCUGAGUGACACCCUAUUCCUUAGUGCACUACUUUUGACCAGAGCCCUACAUAGUGCAAUACUUUUUAUGGGCCCUGAUCAAAUGUUGGGCACUAUAUAGGGAAUUGGGUGCCAUUUGGGAUGCACUCCUAGUCUCCAUGUAAAAGGACCUCUGUCUGUGCCAUCACACUGUGUACUGGGUCGUGUUCAUUAGGCACGCGGCGGCAAACUUUUUUUUUUUUAACAUUUUGCAAAGGAAGAUGAAAAUGAGUUUGCAAUUCCAGGUAGUUCCUCCCUGUUUCAGUCUGUUUUUCUUCCAUUUGGUGCCUAAUUAACAAAGGUGUGACAACCUGAUUGCGAGGGACACAGGAAGCUUCUGGAAAGUCUUGGGAGUUGGUCGGAUCAUGUGAUGCGACUCCUCUUUCCUGUCAAGAAGGGCUGGUUCACCGCUAUUUGCUUGCUUGUAUUAUGCUUUGGCAGUACCGUACUAUGCGUCCCAAAUGGCACCCUAUUUCCUAUUUACUGCAUUACCUUUAGGUCUCUGAUCAAAAGUAGUGCACUAUAUAGGGAAUAAGGUGCAAUUUGGGAUAUACCGUAUCCCCUUUCGAGGUCCUGUAAAUGAAUGGAUGAGAUCUACUCAUUUUUUUUAUCUGUAAAUGAUCUCUAAAUGUAGAUUCUAAUGUUGGAGAGCGUGAGAUGUGUGUGGGGGAGUGUGUAAGCAGUUUGUGUGUUUCUGUACAUAUGUAUCUGUCAGCUCAGCAUCAGUGGUAACAAUUUUUUUUUUAAUUUUUUUAAUCCUAGUCACAUGAAUACUACAAUGAACUCCACAAAAGCACUAUUGACCUCACUCACUUCUCAUCAUGCCAUAGGUGGAUGCUCUGGGUCAUAUAUUUGGUGAGAUAAAAACAUAUCACAUGG